AUGGAUAAACUGGCAGUGCUAGAAAAACUAGAGCCUGGAACUGAGCUGAUAGUUGGCUCACAUAAGGUGACAGUGAUCCAAUUUAUUUCGGAGGGAGGCUUUGCCCACAUCUAUAAAGUCCGAGUAUCCCCUUCAGAGCACAACUCUGAUAUUGCAUGUCUGAAAAGAGUUAUCGUUCCAGAUAAGGAUGGCCUUCAUCAGUUGCGAUCAGAAGUUGAUGUCAUGAAAAGAUUGAGUGGCUGUAGUCAGGUCGUUCGUUACUAUGACUCGCACGCUUCACAUUUGCCCGGUUCUGCUCAAAGCUAUGAGGUACUUGUCCUGAUGGAACUCUGCGAGAAUAAGUCAUUGCUAGAUUAUAUGAACAGUCACUUAGAAACCAAGCUUACAGAACCCAAAAUCUUGAAAAUUAUGCUGGACAUCUGUCUGGGAGUUCUUUACAUGCAUCAAUUAAAGCUCAUACACAGGGAUAUCAAGAUUGAAAACGUGCUCAUUGAUUCCAAGUAUAACUUCAAGUUAUGUGACUUUGGAAGCACUUGCCCAGUUCUAAGAGCCCCAAAGACCUUCCAAGAAUUCCAUUACUUAUCUCACGAUAUACUGCGUCAGACAACUCCUCAGUAUCGUUCGCCAGAGAUGGUAGAUUUAUAUAAAGGCUUGCCGAUCAACGAGAAGAGCGACAUUUGGGCACUGGGGAUAUUCUUGUACAAGUUGUGUUACUACACCACUCCUUUUGAAAAGACUGGAGAACUGGCGAUUUUACAUUCUGCUUACCAAUUCCCACAUGAGUCACGUUAUUCUUCCAAACUAAAGAGGCUCAUCGUGAUUAUGCUGCAGGAAGAUCCCGCAUUGCGACCUAAUAGCUAUCAAUUGACUAGCUUAGUAAUUCAACUGCUGGGAACUUAUAGUGAUAUCAAAUUGGAUAGAGUGUUUGAUUUUUAUCAAGAAGGAGAAUACGAUUUUAAGAAGCUUUUGGAGAACUUGCAACCACCUAUCAGUCACCCACUGAAGGAAAUAUAUGAAUCACAGCUUGCAUUCCUUCAGGAUGACGUUGCCCGAAUCAAUGUUCAAGAAGAAGUCUCUAAAUCGGUGGUCAACCUGACGAACCAGCAACAUUUACUGAAGGCGGAUAAUUUAGAAAAGAAUAUCACUGGCCUUAGCGUUUCCAGUGUAGAGGUUGAUCUGGAUAAGGUUGAGGAACGGUUCCCACAUUUGGACCUGACAACAAAAACAAGUGAAGCUGACGGCAGUGUCGACCUCAGCAGCUCAGAGACAACGCCAGCUCCUGUCCAGGAUGAAAAAGCCAAUAAGUAUAUGGUCUAUCAAGAAAAAAUCAGCUCCAACGCACCACUCACACCUGCGGAAGCAAAUGAGUUUCUUGCAUUGAACGCAUAUAUGGAGAAGCUGGCAUUGCAAAAUUAUGAAACCAAGAUCAAGCCUCUCCAACUGACUAUGGAACAAUUCAAUGAAUACAAGAGACUUGAAGCCAAGAAGGAUUUGACUCCUGCGGAGCUUCAAAUACUUUCGGUGCAUCGUUCACGUUUGAGCCAACAGGAUGAACUGUUCAAACAACUGCAAUAUCAACAGAUGGUAGCUCAAAAAUUGACACAACAAGUCCAUCAAUCAUUGAUCACCCCUCCUGUUGCGGUAGCUUCUAAUGCUCCAACUGGCACCGCAACUUUUCCAACUCGUCCUCUUAAGCAAGAGGUAAUUCCUCUAUCAUCGGGAGAGACAGGGACUAGCUCGUUUACACGUGUCGCCGAUGGCAGUCUUAUUGAUUUGGAGGAUGGGAUGGAAGAAUAUUCCGAUAAUCAGAAGCCUACAACUGCCAACAUGAAACCCUACUCCUUUUCUGCGGAAGAUUUACAAACCAAGGACUUGGCUUUAGAUGAUACUGGAGAACCUGGACUAAAGGAGGGCUGA
This is a messenger RNA of Komagataella phaffii GS115, 1917 nucleotides long. Its product is annotated as Ser-Thr protein kinase, member (with Ark1p and Prk1p) of the Ark kinase family. Gene Ontology annotation, biological process: peptidyl-threonine phosphorylation; actin filament organization; actin cortical patch assembly. NCBI's taxonomy places the organism in Eukaryota, Fungi, Ascomycota, Pichiomycetes, Pichiales, Pichiaceae. The transcript has a single exon. The record is from RefSeq and is a predicted model, not a curated record. Bases 1 to 1917 code for a protein of 638 amino acids. Gene Ontology annotation, cellular component: cytoplasm. Gene Ontology annotation, molecular function: protein serine/threonine kinase activity; ATP binding.